AAGGUAACCAGUUCCAGAGAGAGUGAAGAGGAGAACACACAAAUGAAAGCUGUUCUCAUCCAAAGCGCUGAAGAAAGCCCCGUGGCAUUUUGCUACCAGAUGAAUAACUCUUGUCCCAGGAUGGUUCAUCCUCUGGGCAUCCAGCUGGUCAUCUACCUGGCCUGUGCAGUGGGCAUGCUAAUUACCGUUCUAGGGAAUUUGUUUGUGGUAUUUGCCGUGUCCUACUUUAAAGUGCUUCACACUCCCACCAACUUCUUGCUGCUCUCUCUGGCCCUGGCUGACAUGUUGCUGGGUCUCUUAGUGCUGCCCUUAAGCACUGUUCGCUCUGUGGAGAGCUGCUGGUUCUUUGGGGACUUCCUCUGCCGUCUGCAUACCUACCUGGACACCCUCUUCUGCCUCACCUCCAUCUUCCAUCUCUGUUUCAUUUCUAUUGACCGCCACUGUGCCAUCUGUGAUCCUCUACUCUAUCCCUCCAAGUUCACGGUCAGGAUGGCCCUCAAGUACAUCUUGGCAGGGUGGGGUGUGCCAGCAGUUUACACUGCCUUCUUUCUCUAUACAGAUGUAGUAGAGAGAGGACUCAGCCAGUGGCUGGAAGAGAUGCCUUGUGUGGGCAGUUGUCAGCUUCUGUUCAAUAAGUUUUGGGGCUGGUUAAACUUCCCUGCGUUCUUUGUCCCCUGCCUCAUCAUGAUCGGCGUGUAUGUGAAGAUCUUUGUGGUUGCUACAAGGCAGGCUCAGCAGAUCAGCACCUUGAGGAAAAGCUUGGCUGGGGCUGUCAAGCGUGAGAGAAAAGCUGCCAAGACCCUGGGCAUUGCUGUGGGCAUCUACCUCCUGUGCUGGCUUCCCUUCACCAUUGACACAAUGGUGGAGAGCCUUCUGCACUUCAUCACACCACCACUGGUAUUUGACAUCUUUAUCUGGUUUGCUUACUUCAACUCAGCCUGCAACCCCAUUAUCUAUGUCUUUUCCUACCGGUGGUUCAGAAAGGCGCUGAAACUCACUCUGAGCCAGGAGAUCUUCUCACCACAGACACCCACUGUUGAUUUGUACCAGGAAUGACUCCUACUGAAGGAAGCAGGAAUUCAGUAGUGGGGCCCUGCAGGAAGAAGGAAUGGUAUUGUGGCUGGGUGCUGU
This is a messenger RNA of Castor canadensis (American beaver), 1131 nucleotides long. It is a transcript of the gene Taar5, whose product is annotated as trace amine associated receptor 5. Gene Ontology annotation, biological process: cell surface receptor signaling pathway; G protein-coupled receptor signaling pathway. NCBI's taxonomy places the organism in Eukaryota, Metazoa, Chordata, Mammalia, Rodentia, Castoridae. Gene Ontology annotation, cellular component: membrane. Gene Ontology annotation, molecular function: trace-amine receptor activity. The record is from RefSeq and is a predicted model, not a curated record.